Molecule: messenger RNA, 993 nt
Organism: Fusarium coffeatum
Lineage: Eukaryota; Fungi; Ascomycota; Sordariomycetes; Hypocreales; Nectriaceae
Exons: 2
Coding region: 1-993 (330 amino acids)
Source: RefSeq, a predicted model, not a curated record
AUGGACCUUCCGCUUCAUCGAGACUCGGGUCGAACCCUUGGCAAGAAGCGAAGCAGUCUUGGAAACACCCUCACUAUAUCCCUUUCUCCUGAACGCGCUUCGCAUCACCAACAACAACGGAGCAUAACAUCUCCCGUCAAACCUUUUUCCGCAACACGCUCAACGCAUUCAUCCCUCGUUUCUCCCGAAUUCCUAACUCGAAGCGCAUCAGCAUCAACCCCCCAACACCACCGCACAGUUUCAGGCUCCCGUCCCUCGCCAAGCUCCAUCGACUAUGGCUCCAUGCACUCUGAAGCACGAACCGAAUCCGCCCUAACGAUCCGUCCUCCUACCGAACGAGGAGGUACGCCGCCCCUCACGCCCUUCCCGCCGUGGGUCAGCGAGGAAGAAGACGAGGGUGAUGAAGAGUGUGAGAAUCGUACCUGGGAGAACUCUACGACCAAAAGGCAUAGUUACGAUGGCGGUCAUGUGCCUGUGACGAUUGUGCGCGUUGAGGGGAGGUGGGUUGUUAGUUCUGUCAUACAUGGCCUCGUGCUUGUGCUGCAGUUUGCUGUGACACUGGGUGUUUUUAGCGCUUUGAUGUGGAUUACUGUUUGGAAGGAGAAUGAGCCUGGUAACGACUUUGACAACUGGCUCUGGAAAUUCGCAGAUCCAAGUCUCGUCAUCGUUCUCCUCCUCUGCUCCACAAGCCUGAUCAUCCACGAAGUCAAGCUCCUGCCCUCUGUCGCACUCCUCUACCUCGAAUCACUCAUCCUAGUCGCCACAACCGUCGCCAGUUUCGUCCUUUGGACGCGGUGCUUCCAGGAGGAGAGCCGCAGUGUCAAAGGUAUGCUGAUGGGUAGCAAUGUUUUGAUGUGGGGACUUGCGUUCUUUGGAUUCGUCAGGGCGGUUGUCAUCUGGAAGGUUGAUGCGGCGGAUGAUGAUGUCGAUCAGGAGAGGGCGGUUAUGUAUGGGACGUUUGUUCCAUGGGAUGAAAGGCGAGAGUCUUUGUAG